Messenger RNA from Camelina sativa (false flax), 1188 nucleotides. Lineage: Eukaryota; Viridiplantae; Streptophyta; Magnoliopsida; Brassicales; Brassicaceae. The record is from RefSeq and is a predicted model, not a curated record.
AUGGAGAAGAGUCUCCAACGAUCUGUUCUCCUUGUGACAUUGUCUCUCUUCUUCUUCUCCAUUCCAGUUUCACUCUCUGUUCCAUUCGUUUUGUUUCACGGAAUCGCAGGUGAAUGCUCCAAUGAUGAAGUGAGCAAUUUGACAAAGUUCCUUAACAAUUACUCCAGCUCCCCUGGAUCUUGCGUAGAAAUAGGAAAUGGACUGGUAGAUUCCUUAUACAUGCCGCUUACGCAACAAGCGAGCAUAGCUUGUGAGAAAAUCAAACAGAUGCCAGAGCUGAGUGAAGGUUACAACAUUGUUGGAUUAUCUCAAGGAAACUUCGUCGCUAGAGGCCUAAUCGAGUUCUGCGACAAUGCUCCUCUGGUCUUCAACUAUGUAUCUUUAGGAGGUCCUCACGCUGGCCUAUCCGACCUUUCCAAGUUUAAUUGUUCAGUUUGCGAGUUGCUGGACAUAUAUCUUUCAGAUGUUUACAACGACUUCGUACAAGAUCAUGCUGCACCAAGUGGUUGCUUCAAAAUCCCUACUGAUAUAAAAAAUUAUUUGGAACACUCCAAGUACCUGCCAAAGCUCAACAACGAGAGACCUGGCGAGAAGAAUUCCACUUAUAAAGACCGUUUCACAAGCUUGCACAACUUGGUCCUCAUCAUGUUCCAGGGUGACAUUGUCGUAAUUCCUAAAGAAAUUUCUUGGUUCGGAUAUUACCCGGAAGGAGCUUCCACACCUCUUUUGUCUCCUCAAAAGCUCUAUCUUGAAGACUGGAUUGGUCUGAAAACAUUGGAUGCUGCCGGAAAAGUUAAGUUUGUCAGUGUCCCUGGGGAGCAUCUCCGAAUGGCGCAAGAUGAAGUUGUAAACUAUGUCGUGCCUUACCUCAAGAACCACCCAACAUGAAUUUUUCUGAAUGCUGCGUAACCCCAAGGCAAUGGAGACGACACUGCAUCCAUGAAUGCGACUUCAUUACUAUGCUCUCUCUGUAGGUUCGGAUUUUCGGGUUUAGAUAUAGUAUAGAAUCUGUUCGAGUUUUUUAUACUAUCGGGUCGGAUUCGGAAAUUUACCUGUUUGGGUUCAGGUAUACCCGAAUUCAAACAAACUAAAAUAAAAAAUUUAAUUUUUAUCUUUCUAGAAAUUUUAGAACACAUGUAUUAUAUAUAAAUAUUUAAAGUUUCAUAUUAUGACAGAAGAAUUAAGAUG